CAUCUUUCUAURGUGCGUGUGAUGAUUUUGACAAUUUUCGUUUAGUCGGCUGUGGUUCGGUUURGAUUGCGAGUAAUUUUCAAGAUUGAAAGGUUUUGCUCUCUUUGAGAAGCUUAUUAUCUCGACCAAAUCGAAAUUAGUCGAUUUACGCAUUAGUCAACGUUAUAGUGAGCAUAGAAAUGGCAGCAAACCCAAGUUAUAAUCAUGGCGAUCCGAAUCGUCAACCUGCAAACGCAUGGCCACCUGGCUAUGAGGCACCGUAUCCUCCACAACCAGCCUAUCCUCCAGUAAAUACUACAGCUACACCACAAGGUUACCCUCCUCCCAACAACCCAGCAUAUCCUCCACCUCAAGUUGGAUACUAUCCCCCUACUUCUGGAGGAUUUUCGCAGCCUCAAGGACAACCGGCACCGCCAACGUACGAAGAGUCGACGAAGCCCRCAACGUAUUACAAUAGYGAUCCUUACCAGUAUGAUGGGCAAGUUAUUKCUUUCACCGAUAAAACCAUUCGAAUGGCUUUCAUCAGAAAGGUUUUCUUCAUUCUUUCAUUGCAACUGACCGUUACAGUCGGAACUAUUUGUCUCUUUAUAUUCUGUGAGCCAGUUAAACACUUUGUUCAGCAYGAAGAAGGAGGAUUUUGGGUGUACAUCACUUCCUAUGUUUUGUUCUUUAUCCUUUAUUUCAUCCUUGUUUGCUGUGAUAGUGUCAGGAGGAGUUAUCCAUCAAAUGUCAUCUGCUUGGUGCUUUUUACUAUAACUCUGUCAUACCUUGUGGCAGCCAUUUCCAGUUACCACCAGACUAACAUUGUCCUGAUACUGAUGGGAGUUACAUGUUUGGUGUGCUUCUCUGUGAUGCUGUUUGCCUGUCAAACUAAGUACGAUUUCACCAAGUGGGGUGGUGUUCUGUUCUGUUGUGCUCUGGUGUUGUUCUUUAUGUCCAUCUUCACACCAAUUUGGAUGCUUUURAAUACAACUGCUGGCAAAAUAGUUCUUGGAGGAGCACUAGCUCUCUUGUUUGUCGCUUUCCUUGCAUUCGAUGUCCAGAUCAUCAUGGGUGGAAAGAAGUAUGAGCUCAGCCCAGAGGAGUACAUCUUUGCUUCUCUCACUCUUUACUUGGACAUAAUCAGGAUCUUCCUGUUGCUUUUGGCAAUAUUUGGAAGGGGAAAUAACUGAYCUGUUAACAAAUGAACUAUCUGCAAGAUGAGAUUUACUGUUAUAAGGCUUUAGUACAAUAUUAUAGGAAAGGAUACAAUGAACUGAGCAUUUUAGUAAGUCGGGUGUGUGUGGAAUAUCUUUAGUUAAUGCUCAGACAUUUUCAGAUUUGUUGUAGUACAAACAUUAUAAGAUAUAUAAUCCUAGCUUCCUAUCUAAGCAGCUUUUUAACUGAGGUUUGUUGGCUGUCAGAUUUAUAGUCCACUCACAGAAACUCAUCUAUG
Exaiptasia diaphana is the source of this 1435-nucleotide messenger RNA. RefSeq names its product protein lifeguard 1. The record is from RefSeq and is a predicted model, not a curated record. NCBI's taxonomy places the organism in Eukaryota, Metazoa, Cnidaria, Anthozoa, Actiniaria, Aiptasiidae. Gene Ontology annotation, cellular component: endoplasmic reticulum; Golgi apparatus; membrane. Gene Ontology annotation, biological process: negative regulation of apoptotic signaling pathway.